This is a messenger RNA of Paramecium primaurelia, 191 nucleotides long. NCBI's taxonomy places the organism in Eukaryota, Ciliophora, Oligohymenophorea, Peniculida, Parameciidae. The record is from the annotation of a GenBank genome assembly.
AUGCAUAAUAGUAUAAUUUUUUGGAAAUUUUUUUAGUUUUUAAAACAACUCCAAGAGAAAUUAAGAAACAAAUUAAAUAGAUAUGUAGAAAUGAGAAAUAAGGUAGAAUUAGUAUUUCCCCCCGAAUGAAAUUUGAAAAUAACAUUUUUGAUAAUCAUGAAUCUAAUGUCAUCCUUUUUCAUAAUAGAUGA